AGCUAUAUGUUUGCCAUGUCAACAGCAUGGCUGAUAGCAUUGGGCGGUUCAACUGCGUUGGAUACAUUGGCAUCUUCGACCUUUACGGGCAGCAAGAACCCACACGACCUUGGGAUUCUCCUGCAACGAGCUUUCCUCGUCCUUACUGCGAUGUAUAUCCCAGUUGCCAUUCUCUGGGCAUGCUCAGCUCCAGUCUUCAGGCUUCUUGGCCAGGAAGAAUAUAUCUGCAUUGACAGUGCCAAGUUCCUGACUGCAUUGAUCCCAGGAGGGCUGGGGUACAUCUACUUUGAAUCCAUGAAGAAGUACCUGCAAGCACAGGGUUCGUCCCUCUUCCCAUCCCCUCACUCCCUCUAACAGACUACAGAAAUCAUGCGCCCAGGAACCUACGUCCUCCUCAUCACCUCCCCAUUGAACGUCGCCCUCAACUACCUCUUCGUUUACACCUUCAACCUACACCUCAUCGGCGCGCCCCUCGCCACCGGCCUUUCUUACUGGCUCUCGUUCCUCCUCCUCGUCCUCUACGCCCGCUUCAUCGCCGGCUCCGCCUGCUGGGGCGGCUGGUCGCGCCUCUGCUACCAGAACCUCUCCACCUUCGCCCGCCUCGCAAUCCUCGGCGUCGUGCACGUCGGCACGGAAUGGUGGGCCUUUGAGAUCGUCGCCCUUGCCGCCGGACAACUAGGCACGAUUCCGUUGGCGGCGCAAAGUGUCAUCAUGACGACGGAUCAGGUGAUGAACACGAUUCCGUUUGGGAUCGGUGUUGCGGCUUCUGCGCGGGUGGGCAAUCUGCUGGGUGCGAGGAACGCGAAGGGGGCGGCGAGGGCGGCGAAUGUGGCGGCUUGGUUGAGCAUGGUGAUGGGUGUUCUUGUGCUUAUUGUCUUGAUGGCUGUCAAGGACUUCUAUGCGAAGAUCUUCAAUGAUGAUGUUAAUGUUAUCCGUCUUACGGCGGAAGUCAUGCCAUAUGUUGCGUUAUUCCAGAUUGCGGAUGGACUGAAUGGGAGUUGUGGUGGUAGUUUAAGGGGUAUGGGGAGGCAGCAUAUCGGUGCUGCCGUUAAUAUUGUUAGUUAUUAUAUGGGCGCGUUGCCGUUGGGGAUUUGGCUUGCGUUCCAUGGCUGGGGUCUUGCUGGGCUGUGGGUCGGACAGUGUAUUGCGCUGUAUUUGGUGGGAGCCAUUGAGUGGGUUAUUGUUGCGUGGAGUGAUUGGGAGUAUCAGGUUGAGAAGGCGUUUGAGAGGAUGGAUAGUGGCGAGAGGGCGGAGAUUGGCGGUGGGUUGGUGGAGGGGCAGACGAAUGGUGGGGUUGGAGGUGAUUUGUGAAGUAUAAAGGAGGUGGGAAAUGAAGAUAAUGAUGUUUAUGAACGAUGUG
Messenger RNA from Hyaloscypha bicolor E, 1360 nucleotides. Its product is annotated as mate-domain-containing protein. Gene Ontology annotation, cellular component: membrane. NCBI's taxonomy places the organism in Eukaryota, Fungi, Ascomycota, Leotiomycetes, Helotiales, Hyaloscyphaceae. Gene Ontology annotation, biological process: transmembrane transport. The transcript has a single exon. Bases 370 to 1311 code for a protein of 313 amino acids. Gene Ontology annotation, molecular function: antiporter activity; xenobiotic transmembrane transporter activity. The record is from RefSeq and is a predicted model, not a curated record.